CAGCGCGGUGAUUCACUCCCUCCUUCGCCCCGGGGGCCCCCUUCCCGGCCAGACGGCGGGCAAGACGGCUGGGUGUGCAGCGUCCUCGAACCCGCGAGCCAGCGAGCCAGCGAGCCAGCAGAUCCUCUGUACCCGCAGGAACUCCAACCCACGCCAUGGCGGAUUCCGAGCGUCUCUCGGCCCCCGGCUGCUGGGCCGCCUGCACCAGCUACUCGCGCACCCGCAAGGGAAUCCUCCUGUUCGCCGAGAUUGUAUUGUGCCUGGUGAUUCUGAUUUGCUUCAGUGCCUCCACAUCAGCGUACUCCUCUCUGUCUGUGAUUGAGAUGAUCCUUGCUGCUGUCUUCUUUGUCAUCUACAUGUGUGGCCUGCACGCCAAGAUACCAUUCAUCAACUGGCCCUGGAGUGAUUUCUUCCGAACUCUCAUAGCAUCGAUCCUCUACCUGAUCACCUCCAUUUUAGUCCUUGUUGACAACAGAAGCCAAUCCAGAAUUGCUGCAGGGGUACUGGGACUGAUAGCUGUGUGCCUCUUUGGCUAUGAUGCCUACUUUACCUUCCCUCUUCGGCAACAAAGACAUACAGCAGCCCCCACUGACCCCACAGAUGGCCCGGUGUAGAACUCCCCUCAUUUCUCUCUGCAGUUUGAAAAUAACUUCUUUUGGAAAACACUUCUUCCCACUCCCACAACAAUCCUCCCAGCCAACCAACUUCUAGCCCCCUGUUGAGGUAACAGUGCCUUUUCUGGGAGAAUUUUGUCUUCCAGACUGCUACUCAAUCAUCCUGGGUAUGGUCACCUUUAUGGGUAUGCCUAGGUCCCCCUCCCUUCUUCAGUAUUCAGUUCUGCCUGGACCACACUCCCACCUAAACCACAAAGUGAGGGAAGUGGGUGCCUAGGAUUUCAGAGUGUACACUCCACCCUGGUGACCCACUCCAAAUAACCUCCUCAUUUUGGGGGAUGGUUCUGUGGAGAGAGAAAUAAAUAAUAAACAUUGUUAAAGUCUA
Marmota flaviventris (yellow-bellied marmot) is the source of this 999-nucleotide messenger RNA. RefSeq names its product proteolipid protein 2 (gene Plp2). Gene Ontology annotation, cellular component: membrane. The record is from RefSeq and is a predicted model, not a curated record. Lineage: Eukaryota; Metazoa; Chordata; Mammalia; Rodentia; Sciuridae.